UUAUUGACGACGUCUGCUUAGCAAUCGUCAGCUUAAAGACAUUUCUAAACGAGAUGACCCUCGAAGAAAGCCGGUGCGAAGAAAACCACGUUGGACGAACCCCAUCGCCGAGCAGGGCGUCGUCGCCGUGGGUACGAUGGACUUCGAGAUGCCGUGCCCGCUCCCAGGCUGCACUGAGGUCGUGCGAAGGUCGGCCGCGAUACACCACGUACGGCGCAUGCACCCGGAGCUCACGAAGCGGAAGGAGAGGGUGGCCUGCCCCAAGUGCACGCAAGCCCUGCAGGGCGAGAACUACACGAGGCACUACGUUGCGCACUUCCCGAGCUACGUGUGUCCGUAUGGCUGCGGCGCGUCCCUCUCGCGCGUCACCGUCUCGGAGCGCAAAAGGCACUACUCCGGCUGCGGGAUCCGGCUGCGAACGGGGCUGACCUGGGAAGAGGCGGACGCACUGGCGAUGCAGAACGAGAGCCUGCCGGUGUCUAAGAAGACCAACAGAGAAGGUGGCAGCAGGACGAUGAAGCAAUACGUUGAGACGACGGAGGGGCCUGUGGCGGUGGAAGAUCUCGAGGCCGAGUCUGAGGAAGAAUGCUUGUCAACGUUCGUGAAGCGGAAACAGCGUCAAUCGGCGCCUGCAUCGGAGCCUGCACCGGAGGGUAUUGUAGAGUCUGAAUCCGAUGUCGACGAUAGUCAAGGUGAUACUAGCGUCGAAAUGAACGAUGCGAAGACGUGAGCCUUGGAUGGUAAGUACGCGUAAAGGGCCACGAUUACCGGCAGGAGAUUUGGACUCAAUGUCUAUACCGUUCCGACUACAUACACUAUGCUAAGCCACAAAAUUUGUUAUGGUUGCAAUAAUAUUAAUAUCAUUCGGAGUCGCAGAAC
Molecule: messenger RNA, 879 nt
Organism: Phanerochaete carnosa HHB-10118-sp
Lineage: Eukaryota; Fungi; Basidiomycota; Agaricomycetes; Polyporales; Phanerochaetaceae
Exons: 1
Coding region: 137-730 (197 amino acids)
Source: RefSeq, a predicted model, not a curated record